Molecule: messenger RNA, 1167 nt
Organism: Lachnellula hyalina
Lineage: Eukaryota; Fungi; Ascomycota; Leotiomycetes; Helotiales; Lachnaceae
Exons: 2
Coding region: 1-1167 (388 amino acids)
Source: RefSeq, a predicted model, not a curated record
AUGCCGACAUCACCACGAACACCGAGGCAUAGCAGACACACUUCAAACAUCGAUCUUUCCUUUGCUACGCCCCUCUCCUAUGGCAAUGAUUCCAGUCCCAGAAGACAUUCCAAGACCUCUAUACAUACGCCUACCUCAUCGGGAAACAGACAUAGUCUGACACGCUCGGAUUCCAUCGGGAUAGACGUGUUCAGCAGUGGGGGACCAGCACAGGCUUCGAACGGGCUCGGCAACCUUGCGGAUGAGCUGGCAGAUGCGUGGGGGGAAGAUGAGGAUGAAGAAGAAGGGGAUGAGGAGCCGGAUAUGAAUUUCCAGGAAGUGAGUCAAGAAGGAGGACCGACGAGGGAUAGUGGGGUGGAUGUCACGUCUUCACCAGUACAAGCUCCGAAUAAGCCGACGAGUCUUACUCCUCCCACAACUGGAGGUAGGGGACAUAAGAGACAGCCUAGUGAGUAUGAUGGGAGCGAUUAUGGGGGAGAAUCAGAUUUGGACUCGCCGGGGAUGCCUCCGGGCUUAGUAUCUCGAAUGGAUUUGGUGGAGAGUUUGGCGCGGAGAGGUACCGAGAAUACCGGGACUGCUGGAGAUGGGGUAGUCAAGAGGGUCGUAGAUGGAUUGAAAGAUCUGGGUGGGCAGUCCGGGGUUGAAGGAGGUGCUACACGACUCAUCACAGCACACACCGCACUAUCAACACAUCUCCUCCACCAAACCCGACUCCUCCAAUCACUAGCAUACCCUCUGUUCUCUCCCCUAGUAAUGCCUCCCGACGAGGAAUUCAUCGACGAUCUAAUGCCCCUCCUCAUGACCCUCAACGAAUCAAUGCCCCGCCCCACAACCGUAGCCCUCAACUCCCUCUCCCAGCUACACGGCCUAACAGCCGACCUCAUCCAAACACUCAACUACCUCUCCGACACCCUCCACAUGUCCCGGCAAACAACGACGACAGCCACACGCCGCUUACGUAGUGCCCGGGAACUUGUGGCCGAGAUGCGGAAAGAGGAGGACCUCCGCGAGGAAGGAGAGCUCUGGCUCAAGAAGGGAAACUGGUCGGAGCGCUUGGGGGCAAGAGAGUGUGCGGGAGUGUGCGGGGAUGUAGUUGGGGGUUUUGAGGAGGUGUGUAAUGACUGGAGAGCGAGGCUUGUUGCGCAGGCUGAGGCUGUAAAUGUCUGA